AUGGGGGCUUCAGUUCUUCCUGCCCGAAGGGUCCUUGAGAAGCCUGUUUGUUUUUCCCGGCGCUUGUCUCCACCCAUCCCUUUCUCUCAUUGGUCGGGCCUGGUGGGCGGGUGUGUUUCCAUUGGCCAGGGGGCGGUGUCUGUCCCUGGCCAGGGUGGGGGCGGGGCCUCCGCCGCGCUGAGCUUGCCCUUGUGUCUGGUGCUCUGUAGAGCUGCCGCCGCUGCUGCCGCCGCCGCCGACGCCGCCGCGCUGCCGCUGCCGCCACUGCCACUGCUGCUGCUGCAGCCCGAGCAUCCGGGAGCCGCCGCCGCCGCUGCUGCCACCAGCGCUGCUUCCACCGCUGCCACCUCCCCUCCCAGGACCCCGAGACAACCCGAGCGCGAGCGGCGGUGUUGCUUGCUUGCUCCCUCUCUCUCCGCACCCCUCCCCUCGGUGACCUACCCACUCCUUGCAGCCCUCGCCCGCACCUUCUCCGACACCCCGGCAUCUCUGCACCACCUGCUUGGGCAGCUCCGGCGGGCUCUGGGAGUUGCUGUGUGCGCUGAGAGGAAGGCAAGCUCCAAACCCGUGCCUGGCAGACGGGCUGUCGCGGCUGAACCACCAGCAGGAGGAGGAAGAGAAGAAACUAUUUCGCCCACCGAAACCCCAUUCUGCGGGUGCUUCGCCGCUGCCGCUUCUGCUGCCGCCGAUCCGCGUCCGCGGGUUCGAGCACCGCAGCGGCGGGGACUGUGGGUCCGGCGGGUGCCGGGAGGAGGACACCAGCGGAGCCCUGCACUCGAGUGCCCCGCUCACCAGCAUCUCCUUGCCCCCUCGUUCCUUCCCCAGCCCAUUAGAGAAGGGACCAUGAUUUGGAAACGCAGCGCCGUUCUCCGCUUCUACAGUGUCUGCGGGCUACUGCUACAAGGGGAUCGCAACCCUCGGCAUGGUGUGGGCCGCACCAGUGAGCGCACCGGCCAUCCCUAUAUGGGAUCUGAACCCCCGGCCUCGGAGCUACCAGCGCCGCACUCUCCCGAGUGA
This is a messenger RNA of Cynocephalus volans (Philippine flying lemur), 1017 nucleotides long. RefSeq lists its product as uncharacterized. The record is from RefSeq and is a predicted model, not a curated record. The transcript is spliced from 2 exons. Lineage: Eukaryota; Metazoa; Chordata; Mammalia; Dermoptera; Cynocephalidae. Bases 1 to 1017 code for a protein of 338 amino acids.